Leptopilina heterotoma is the source of this 869-nucleotide messenger RNA. RefSeq lists its product as uncharacterized. Bases 109 to 528 code for a protein of 139 amino acids. The transcript is spliced from 3 exons. The record is from RefSeq and is a predicted model, not a curated record. NCBI's taxonomy places the organism in Eukaryota, Metazoa, Arthropoda, Insecta, Hymenoptera, Figitidae.
UUCGUUUUCUUUUCUAAGCAAAACAUUACACUUUAAAUUUUUUUAGAAAUUUCAUUUCGAUUUCUAUACAUAUUUUUAGUUAUUUUUAAACUAAGCACCUUACUGACAAUGAAAAUUUUAUCACUGAUAGUUAUAAUAGGGUUAGUUCAAUUGAGUAGUGGAAAUCAUGAAUUCCUCAUUAACGUUGGUGUUUUAAAAAAAUUACUUAGUUUAGAAGCAGAUUUGAUUGACAGACUUCUUAAUGAAAUUGCACACCAACAACAUUUGAAAUCAAUCAGCAACGAUGAAGUAUACGCACAGGAACUAGAAGGUUUUUCAUAUGAAGCAAAUGAACAUUCAAUAUCUACUAAAAUGACAAUUAGUAUGUUAACUGAUUUAGAAAAUUUGUGGCCUGAAAUUGAUAACUAUGCGAAACAGACUACGAUCAAAAUUGGUAAAGAUGAAGUUACGUCUUUAGAGACAACAUGUGAGUCUGAUGACUACGAAUACGAUAUUUUUGAGAACUCGGCACUACAGUUAUGCAAUUGAACGAUUUCACUAUCUGCAAAUAUUGAAAAGCAUUUAAGAUGUCGAUUCGUUGAUCAUGGAAAUCCAAUUCUGAAAAUAUCACCAUUUUAAGAGGAAGAUGUGUAUUUAUAUCCUUUCAUUGUAAAUUCUAAUCUGAAAAACACACACACAGCUUGCAUCAGUUCUUCUAGCAGGGCUAGAAAAUUGUUAAAUUUUAAAUAACAGAAUAUGUUUAAAUUUAAUAAAACGACGCUUUCUAUAUAGUUAGAGUGUCUUUGUUGAACUAAAAGAGACUUAGAUCAGUAGCAUCUACAGAGAUUGUAAAAAAAAUUCUACCUAUAAAAAGCUAAAUUUUCAGGGAU